Brassica oleracea var. oleracea is the source of this 1392-nucleotide messenger RNA. Its product is annotated as O-acyltransferase WSD1-like. Gene Ontology annotation, molecular function: long-chain-alcohol O-fatty-acyltransferase activity; diacylglycerol O-acyltransferase activity. Gene Ontology annotation, cellular component: plasma membrane. Gene Ontology annotation, biological process: triglyceride biosynthetic process. Bases 38 to 1390 code for a protein of 450 amino acids. Lineage: Eukaryota; Viridiplantae; Streptophyta; Magnoliopsida; Brassicales; Brassicaceae. The transcript is spliced from 9 exons. The record is from RefSeq and is a predicted model, not a curated record.
AGUCGAGACUGAAAGAGUGAAAAACACAAACUAAACUAUGAAGAUUAAGACAGGAAGACAGGAACCAGCGGGAAACAAGGGAGAACAUGAUGAUGAACCGCUUACUCCAACGGCUCGUUUGUUUACCGCGCCGGAGUUCAACUGCUACAUCACUGCGGUGAUUGGUUUAAAGAGCAAGAUCAAACGAGAUGUGUUUAUCGAAGGAUUAGAGCAAACUUUGCUUAAACAUCCACGUUUCUCCAGCAUACUGGUGAACGACAAUAGCCAAGAACAAAAAUGGGUUCGAACGAAGGUGGUGGCCGAGGAUCACGUCAUCAUUCCCAAAAUCGAACUAGAGAACGCAAACGCAGACGCUUUUCUGGAGAGUUACGUCUCUGACCUCACUACAAUCCCGUUGGAUACCUCGAAGCCAUUAUGGGAAGUUCACUUACUUGACUUAAAAACAUCAGACGCUCAAAAUGUCGUCGUUUUAAAGAUUCAUCACUCGGUCGGUGAUGGUAUGUCUCUAAUGUCUCUAGUCCACGCUUGUACGCGUAAAACAUCAAACCACGAAGAGCUCCCGAGUUUACCGAACGAGAACCGGCUGUCAUCAAAAUCAAUGGCCGGUUAUUCCCGGUUAAUAUGGAUGGUUAUGUUGGUUUGGAAUACCCUUUGUGAUGCAUUGAAGUUUAUUGCUACGACAAUGUUUCUUAAGGACACUGACACACCCAUCAAAGGCGAUUUCCGGUUAAGUAAAGCGGAUGUGUUUGGUUCAUCGUACCAGAAAUUUCCUAGACUUUUUAAUCGUACCGUAGAUCUUGAAGACAUUAAGCUCAUCAAGAACGCCAUGAAGAUGACCGUCAACGAUGUAUUACUUGGAGUAGCUCAAGCUGCUCUCUCGGAGUACUUAGAAAGAAGAUACGGUGAGAAGGAGAAGAAAGCAGGAGAACACGAAUCUAAAAGGAAUUCAAGUAAUAUGCUUAAAGAAAUAAGGCUAAGGGCAUGUCUGCUUGUAAACAUAAGACCUACUACUGGAGUUCAGGAUCUAGCUAAUAUGAUGGCUAAAGGAUCUAAGUGUAAAUGGGGAAACUGGAUUGGCUAUAUGCUCUUUCCAUUGUCUCUUGCGUUACACGAUGACCCUUUGGAACAUCUCCGACGAGUCAAGUCGAUCAUUCACAGGAAGAAGAACUCGUUACAAGUUUUGCUAACCUUCACCUCUACUAAAAUCCUAAUAAAAAUGCUUGGAGUUGUGGCUUUGACGAUGCAUUUUCAAAGUUAUAUGAACAAGAUGACUAUUUAUUUAACCGUGGAUCCAACGGCCAUUUGUGAUCCUCAUCAGCUAUGUGACGAUUUGGAGGAAUCUCUAAGAAGCAUCAAAGCUGCUGUCCAAGAAAGAAAUGCUACUCAAUAGUU